UUGGUGUUUCACAUUCAUUGUGUUUUCCUUAUCCCUUUCUUUCUUCUCUUUGCUUCUAACUGCUUUCCCAAUUGGGUUAUGCUCUUAAGUUGCAGAAAAGAAAAAUCCUUUUUCUUACUAAAAAAGUCUCUUUUUUUUGUGUCUUAAAAUUAUAAGCAAAGUUUAUUGCUUUUUAUUUUCUGGGUUAUUUCUAUUUUUCUUAAUUCAAUUUUAGUAUCUAAAGUGUUGUUCAUUGGUUUGAGAUCUUACAAGUGGUUCUAAAUAUGGAGAAUUUUCUCUCAUUUUUUUAUCAAGUGGUUUUUCUCUAGAUUCUUCAAGAUUUAAGAGUUUUCUCACUCAUAAAAAAGUGUAUUCUGAUUCCUUUCAAAAUAUUCUUGUGAUUGAUUUAUCCUUCAUACUAUUCUUGUCAAAAUUUGCUAUCAUUUUUUCUUCUCUGCUUUAUCUUACUCUGUUUUACUCUGUUUUGCUCUGUUUUUCUCUGUUUUCCUCUGUUUCUUGUGAAAAUUUGAUUAGAUGAAGUGGGAAAUGGAACUCCUUACUCCUACAUCAUACACUACAAACUCCAAUUGGUGUAUGGAAGAAAACAGAACCACAAAAUGGACUCAUGAAGAGAACAAACUAUUCGAAAAUGCUCUUGCAGUUUACGAUAAGGAUACUCCGGAUCGGUGGCACAAAGUUGCGGAAAUGAUACCGGGGAAAACAGCUGGUGAUGUUAUGAGACAGUACAAGGAAUUGGAAGAUGAUGUUUGUAAUAUAGAAGCUGGUUUGAUACCAGUUCCUGGAUAUAGUACUCCUACUUCACCUUUUACCUUAGAUUGGGUGAAUAGUUCUGGUUAUGAUGCUUCCAAAGGAAAUGGAAAGAGAUCUUCUUUAGUUAGAGCUCCUGAGCAUGAAAGGAAGAAAGGUGUGCCAUGGACUGAAGAAGAACACAAAUUAUUUCUACUAGGUCUAAAGAAAUAUGGCAAAGGUGAUUGGAGAAAUAUUUCGCGCAAUUUCGUCGUCACUAGGACUCCGACUCAAGUGGCAAGCCAUGCUCAAAAGUAUUUCAUAAGACAACUUUCAGGAGGGAAAGACAAGAGAAGGGCUAGCAUUCAUGACAUAACAACAGUGAAUCUCACAGAAAAAAUUGGAUCUUGUUCUUCAGAAGACACUAAUGAUAGGUCCACUUCGCCGCAGAGUUCCAUGCUACUCGCGCACCAUCAACAGCAGCAAUCAAGUUCUAGUACUACAACAAAUUUUCUUUGGAGGAAUGAUCAUCAAAAUGCUAUGGUUUUCAAUCCAGCUCAUGAACAAGUCUUCAUGCCUCUUCAUGGUGUUAACUCCUAUGAGGUUAAAAUGGAAGACGAAAAUCUUCACCAGGGUUUUGUUCAUGAGUCUUCUUAUCCACAUAACAUGGUUUUCCAAAUGCAACAUUAUUCACAUGCAUAAAGGAUUAUUGUAGUGAAUUAUUAAACUCAAAAGUGCUUAGAGUUUCUAUGAUUUUUCCCAAGGUCUAUGUGAAAAUCUUAUUUUCUGAACGAGCUCAAUGAUUAUGCAAGAAUCUCAAAAUAACGGUUCAUUGAGAGAAGAAAGGUUUCGCAAAUGUUGGUGAAUCAUUUGGGAGUGUAAGUGCAUGCAUGCAAUUUAACGUCCAAGUCAGUAUAACGAUUGAGGUGAGUUAGAGGCUGAGAAUGACGCAUACCUUGCUUGAUUGUCAUGAUAUGAGAUUUAUAUAGUCCGAAAAACGUAAUAUUGGACUUGAGUCGAUCCGAAAAAAACACUCUAUAACAUCUUACAUUAGAGUUUUGGUUAAUUCUCGGCAUAUCAACUAGAAGGAAGUUACAAAUUUAUUUCUAUGUAAUAAAUAAAACCUCAGGGAAGGAGAAAGCCUCAAUGCUAGUAAGUCCCUAAUGUUAAUUUUUGGAUUGUUAUAAUGUGUAAGAAUAAUUGAUUUCAAAUGAAGAUUAUAAUGGAAUUUCAACUUAAUACAAAAACUUUGAAAUUUGAAUU
Molecule: messenger RNA, 1989 nt
Organism: Lathyrus oleraceus (garden pea)
Lineage: Eukaryota; Viridiplantae; Streptophyta; Magnoliopsida; Fabales; Fabaceae
Product: transcription factor DIVARICATA
Exons: 2
Coding region: 514-1428 (304 amino acids)
Molecular function (GO): DNA binding
Source: RefSeq, a predicted model, not a curated record